GAUUUAUGAAUUAAAAAUUUGGCGGCCAUUCGUGUUAAGUACUUGUCUACCAGUUGUCUCUAAGACAAAACUAAAGUUGGUUCGCUAGCAAUAAACUAUCGCCAUGUUUUCCUUCAAGAAGAAGGACAAGGAUAGGGAAAAAGUUAUCGAGACGAAAGAAGAACGAAAGGAAAGGAGAAAAAAAGAGAAGGAUAACAAAAACAAAACUGAUCGCAAAGCUCAUGGCGAACUGGGGAACAUAGUUGCUGGCUCUGAGGAGGAGAGACGAGGGCGAUUUAGUUUUAGAAAACAGGAUAAACGAAGGUACGAUGUUGAGCACGAUUAUGACCAAAGAAAUCCAUCGCCUGGAACUGAGCAUCUUGAUUUGUAUGGCAGGAAAGGUCGUUCGAGUAGCACCGAUACAACUGGUAGUACAACUAGCGGUUCGGCCAUUCCUUCUCCAUAUUUGUACGGAUCUUCUACUAAUGUUUCAUCUAACGCAGUUUUUUCCGAAGCGGUUCCACAAGCAAAUCGUAGACAUGUAGACGAUGAAAAGCAAGAAGUUUCGGAAGUCGGGAAACCUGUCCCGAAACCACGAGUGAAGAGAAAGAAGAGCUCGAGUAUUGAAAUCAAGUUGCAAAGUCCGAACCGGCAGAGUUACGAGUCUCAAGAUCGAGAAAAGACAACGAACGAGGAGGAGGGACGAAACCACAGAGCCGAAGUUAAUGGCAAUUCUUCAAUUAAUGCGAAGUCUUCUGAUGAAGGUAUAUCUGCUUCGUCGAUGAACGAUAAGCAUGUUUUGACCGAUAGCGCUCCACCUAAACCUCCGCGUAUUUUAGCGGAUCGCGCUGGUGUGGUUGAGUUCGAAGUCAAGCUGAUCAAUGUUGGUUCCGAAAACGAUCGAAACAAGGCUAAUUCUCAACGAUCCAUGGAAGUUGAUCGACCUAUCACUGCUACAAGCUCUGUGCAGUCUUUCGCCGGUCCACCAAGCGAUCCGAAAAUUGUUUUGCCACCAAGAGAUCUGAACGUUUCCUCGCCGUCGAUUCUGUCUCCUACUGAUAAAACUUUGGAGGAAAUGGGGGUCGAUUUGCAGCUACCGGAAGUGAAGCCAGCCAUUUCUGGUAUUGCAAGGGUGAUAAAAUUAAAAAGGCGCUCUAGCGGUGAUUUUGGGUUUGCUCUGAGGAGAGCUAAUGCCCCUGGAACCGGAAAAACUGUUCACUUUGUGGAACCCGUUGGCCCAAAUAGCACACCGGGUUUGCUACCAGGAGAUCGACUCGUAGAAGUCAAUGGAAUCAACGUUGAAAAUGAACCGAGAGAGAAGAUUAUCGAGAUGAUUGUUAUGUCGGGAGAAGAGGUCGUUAUUAAAGUUAUCCCAGUACCGGAACUUUCAGAAUUGAGCGUGAGAAGUGGUUUGGAUGGAUCGACUGUUCAACUUGACGAGUCGAAUCUCAAGGCCGGAACUCUGGCUCGGAGUGGAAGCAAAAGAAUUAAAAAGAAGCCCAAAUCAGAGGAGGAGGUGAACUCACAGAAAGCUUGGUUAGAUGCUGAGAAAGUGUGGGUUGUUCACAAGGCAGGGUUUUCCGGUGGAAGAGUACAGAAGAUUAAAGAGCAGAGGCAAGAAGAUGAAACCCCUAUGUGUAAAGUGAAGUUGGAUCAUGGUGGUGAAAUUAUUUCUAUUGAAGAGGAUAGUGUUGAAAAGGCAAAUCCCCCUCAGUACGACAGAGCAGAAGAUCUUGCUUCCCUGCGUUACCUAAAUGAAUCAAGCUGCCUACACACCUUACGGCAACGGUUUGGCAGUAACCUUAUUCACACCUACGCUGGACCCAACUUGAUAGUUGUUAACCCCCAGCAGGAGUUGGCCAUUUAUACUGACAAGGUGAUUCAGAUGUUCCGUGGCUGUAAACAGGAAGACAUGCCACCACACAUCUUUGCUGCUGCACAGUCAGCUUAUAGAAACAUGUUGGCAACAAGGAUGGAUCAGUCAAUUGUACUAAUGGGACACAGCGGCUCAGGGAAGACUGUCAAUGCCAGACACAUCAUGCAUUAUUUGGCAGCUGCAGCCAGUUCUCCUCACUCUGCACUUACAGACCAAAAGCUUGAAGCUAUUUAUGCUCUACUGGAGGCCUUUGGCAAUGUGACCACCCCAUUAAAUCACAAUGCAUCAAGGUUCACUCUGUUGUUCAACAUGGAUUUUGACACAGCAGGGCUUUUGACAAGUGCUUCAGUUCAGGCAUUUCUCUUAGAGAAGUCCAAAGUUGUCAGGCAGUCAGAGGAGGAGAGCACUUUUAAAAUCUUCCACUAUUUGGUGUCAGGAUGUGAUCCAAAACUGAGAAAGGAACUACAGCUGGAAGCAAAAAUGAGUGAAACGAAUGACUUUAUGCAAACAUUUGAUCCCAAGUCAUCAGAUGAUCAGAUGCUCUCUGAUAAGUGGACAGAGAUUGAGUUUGCUCUGCAGAUGCUGGGUAUCUCUGAGGAAGAAGCAAAAGGCAUUUGGGCUAUCUUGGCUGCAAUCUGUCACCUGGGAUGCGCAGGGAUUGCAGUUGGUGCAGAUAACAAACCCCACUUCGCCAACCCAGCAGCAGUACAAAGAGCUGCGAGUGUCCUUGGUACCACCAAGGAGGACAUCACUGAGAUCAUCUUCGCUCCUCCAAUUGUCAAUCAGUUCACCGUAAGGAUGCGGCGCCAAAGCCAGUCCAGAAAUGAUCUGAGUCCGUCCAGUUCUGCUGAUAAUACUCCUGAGAGGCAAGCUAGAUCUACAGCGAUUCAGUACAUCGAGGCGUUGGAAGGGUUUGCCAUGGGACUCUACCAGGAAGCGUUUGCUGCCUUGAUUAGAUUCAUCAACAGAUCGCUUCAAUGUAACGUUCGAACUGUGACAUCAAUGCACGUGCUGGACCCGCCAGGUUUCCAGAACCCGGCAUCAGUCGGCAAGACCGAUGGUGCACUGUUUGAUGACUUGUGCCAUAACUACGAGUAUGAGAGGCUUCAAAAGUUCUUCCACGACACAGUGUUCAGUACUCAGAUGGAACGAUACUCACAGGAAAACAUAGAUUGUAGUUAUGAAAGUGUGGCAAGCUCUCCUGAUCCUGUGGUGUCCGUCUUUGAUAGAGCUGCUCAAGGAGUGACUCGAGGUUCUACCCUGGACCUGAAAAGUGAACAGAAGGGUUUGUUAUGGAUCUUAGACGAAGAAUCAAUCUUCCCGGGAGCAAAUGACAGCAGUUUCUUGGCGCGGCUCUAUGUACAUCACUGCAAUGAUAAAGACACGUGGGUCAAACAGGGGUCGCUCAAAGACACAUUCUACAUUAACCACUGCCAGGGUAACUUACCUGUACUCUACAAUGCUCAGGGCUGGCUGAAAGUCGCUAGGGAACAUGCUGCCGUUAAGCAGGCCCAUCCAAUCCUGGCUGAAUCCUCAAAAACUUACUUGAAUGAGAUGUUUUCGCGACACCGUUCGGCUGCAGAGGGAGUGACUCGAUCCCGGAGCCUGAAGAAAACUCUGAACACACCAACAGCAAUUAAAAAGAACUCUCAUUGUUUACAGCUCAUAUACCAAGUGGACACCAUUCUGGACGCCAUACGAAAGACCAAAGUCAAUUUUGUGCGUUGCAUCCUUCCAGUGGAAAUCGCAGUCCAGACUGACAGUGUUGAUGGAGAGGCCGUGAGUAACAGUGCCAAAGAAGUUUCCUCGUUGCAUGUACCGCUUGUCAGAAACCAGCUCAGGUCUGCGGAAAUGUUAGAUGCUGUCAGGAUACACAGACAAGGUUUUCCAGAGCAUAUGCCAUUUGGAGAGUUUAGGCGCCGUUUUGACAUCCUCGCUACGAGUCAGCACAGAAACACAGGCCCCGUUUUGGAUGAAAAAAAGGCCGUAGAAACACUGCUGGAUCACCUUGAACUGGACAAAAGAAGCUAUAGACUGGGAUUGAGUCAGAUCUUCUUCCGUGCCGGCACUCUUGCUCAGUUAGAAGACGCUCGGGACGAGAAGACCACUGAUACCAUAGUUGAACUGCAGGCUUUCUGUCGUGGAUUCUUAGCGAGGAAGAACUAUAGUAAAUUACAGGUUCAGUGCACAGCUAUCCGUUGUAUUCAGAAGAAUAUUAGACUUUUCUUGGCAGUCAACAAUUGGCCUUGGUGGAGAUUAUAUACAAAGGUCCUCCCAUUGUUAAAUGUUCAUCGAACCGAAGAAGAACUAAAGAGCAAAUCGGGAGAGGUCGACAUUUUGAAAUCAAGAUUAGCAAAACUUGAAAGGGAAAAGAAGGAAUUAGAGGAAGCAAACGAGAAGCUACAGCAAAAGGUAACUGAAUUAUCCGCUUCUUUGUCCGAGGAAAGAGAAACCGCCAGCCAUGCCAGUGAAAUGCUUGAAGGCGAAACAAUGGAGAGAAUGAGAUUGGAACGUCAAAUGCAGGAACUCCAGGAGUCCUUGGAGGACGUCAAGAAGAGGAAAGACAAACUUGAAGUUGAACUUCUUGAAGCAAGAGCUUUGAGUGUCACCGCCACAAGGAAUGUCGAGAGAUUGGAGAGGUACGAAGGCGAAGGAGCUUCUGAAGAUGAAGAAGAAGAGUCGUUUUAUCGUGAGAGGUACAUCCAGGCCUCCAAGGAACAUGAGCAACUAAGAAAAAAAUUACAAAGUCAGGCCGAGCAAGAGAUAGAACAGCUCACCAAUCAGAAGCGAUUACUGGAAAGGAAGUUGACGGAGGAGAAAGCUGAAAAUGAAGAGAUACAGCGCCAAUCGUUAAAUUUGAAGAAAAAGACAUCUCGAGUCCAGUCAGAAAUGGAAGAUUUGAAACUUCUGUUGGAAGAAGAACAAACUAGAAAUGCCGAAUUGGAGAAAAAGCAACGAAGGUUCGACACGGACAGUCAGCGUUUCAAAGAAGAGCUGAACCACGAAAGAACAUUAAAAGAGAAAGUCAGUCGCGAAAAGGAUAAGGCUGUCACGGAAAAAUUCCAAUUAGAACAUGAAUUGUCGGAAACUCGCGAAGAACUGGAGAAGGCCAAAAAAGAGCUGACACAAAUUGAGGGCGAUAUGGAUGAUAUCACUAAACAAAAAGGAGGAGACGCUGUUGCAUUGAAGAAAACCAUCAGAGAACUGGAGGAAAAAGUUCAGGAUCAAGAAGAGGAACUUGACGAUCAGGCUGGAAAGAUCCAAAUGCUUGAACAGGCCAAACUUCGUUUAGAAAUGGCUGCGGAGCAUGACAAGCAUAUGGUACAUAAGGAUUUAGAAGCGAAAGACGAAGAAAUGGAACAGCUUAGAUUUAACAUGCAGAAAAAGGUCAAGCAACUCGAGGAUCAACUGGAAGAUGAAUACCAAGAAAAAACGGCCGCUGUUAAGGCCAAACGAGAAGCCGAUAGACGCCUUGAAGAACUCCGCGAUCGCUACGAACAAGGCAAUGCGGAAACGGAGAGAAAACUGAGACGAGAACUGAAGAAGACGAAAGCUCUUCUGCGUGACGCUCAACAAGUGAUUGAUUCUCAGUCUCAGAAACUUCCGAAAGAAAGAAAUCAGAUGAAAGCUCUGAAAAACCAGUUGGAGGACGCAGAAUUUACCGCUCAGUCUGCUCAGAAAAGCAAAAAGAAACUGGAAGAGGACGUCGCUGACCUACAGAACCAGCUGGAACUCUUGAGCAAGUCCAAGAAAGAGCUCGAGACGAAGUACAUGACGACGCUAAAAGAAAACACUGAAUUGCAAAGUAGAGUGGAGGAAGACGAAGAUGACAUCGAUUCACUUACAGAGAAAAACAGACAAAUUGGAAAACAGCUGGCUGAGGCUCAACAGAUGCUACGUGAGCGGGAGGCUACCAUUCAGGAUAUCACCACUCAAAAGGAAAACUUGGAAAGCAAGGUUGACCACAUGGCAAACCGUCUUUCGUAUUUGGAAGAGUGCACAGUUGAAAAACAUCAGUUUGACCAAAUGGAGAGCAAGAGAAGGGAACUUGCAACGCAGUUGGAUUUGGAGGGAUCAUUCAAAAAACGACAAGAGGUUCAAGUCAGUCGACUAAAGGAGCAAGUUCAAAAACUAAACGACGAAAAGGAAGAUCUGCAGCUCAGAGAAAACAAACUCAUUCAGGAGAACUCCAGGUUGGAUCGACAAAUGCGUGAGUUAAAGGAGGAGAUGACUUCCCUCUCGAGACAAGAAGAGGAUCAUAAGAAAAGAAAACUUGAUGCUGAACGAGAGGUUGAAAAUUUAGAGGGUGUUGUAGCAGGCCUAAAGCAAGAAUUGGGAAUGGCAAAGAAACGCGUCAGCGAAUUGCAGCACGCUUUGGAAGAUGACAUGCAUUACGACUCGGAAGGAAUGUCGAACGACGACGACUACGGCGAUGACGACGACGACCUCGACAUGAGUGAUGAAUCCGACGAGUUCAAAGACACUGGGUCACGACGGUCAGAGCCGAGGUCAUAUCGAUCGUUCGACGAGCUUGACGACGAGUAUGACAUCACUGAUCGACUGAAACGAAAAUUGGACGAUCUUAGUGACGAUGUACCUUCUUCUCCUAGAGGGUCACGACCUGUUAAUGAUUCUGUGGAUUCCAACGUGUUCGAGAGCUCUCGGAAAUUCGAUAACGUCAGUGACACGCGAAAAAGCAAUCGUAAGGAAAGCGGAGAGGAUCGCCAUCAUCGGCGGUCACGAUCGGGUACCGACGAACAUGAUACCAGUGUCGAUAAGAAACGAAGGAAGAGCGAUGAUAAAAGAAGAAAAAGUCUUGAAAAGAAAAAAAGUUUUGAGAGAAAAUCCAACUCCACGGAUAAUUCUAUACAUUAAUGAGAAGACAGAACAGAUGACUGUUGUAUAUGAUUUUUGUUGUGAACAGGAUUUUACGGCGUUUUGGAACAGAGUUUGAGGCUGAAUUGUGUUAUUAGGCGAUGCAACCGCAGAUGUUAUUGUUGAAGUUGUCACUUAAACAGUGCCAUAUUAGCCAAAAUAUGGCGUUGAACUCGUUGAACACAUGAUCAAACAUGGCUUCAAGACUCAAACUACGUCAGGAUUAGGGGAUAGACUCAGCUUUUUCAUUUUUUUUUAAUGCUGUGUAAGAUAUCGAAAACUCAUCAAGGUGAAUUGCCGGUCGCCAGCUUCAAAUACAGUUCUUCUGGUUAAUUAGUUGAGACUAUGCCCAAAACUGAAAUCGAAGAAUUAACAACAUUACUCGACAACCUACUUUAAAUAAUUUAAUACUUGAGUUUUGUUUCAUACGAACAGUCUCAUCUGUGCCUCAUGUCUGUUCUGGUUCUUGGAUAACAUGUUAAGGUUUGUUUGUCAGUAAUAGACGGUACGGUGGUAUAAAGGUUAUGGUUAAAUGGUUAUAUUUAAAUACUUUGGUUCUAUCUCGUUCUCUCUUUUAAACAUUUUAACCAGUGUAAACUUUUCAUGCUCAAAAUUUCGUGCUAUUUCUUGACAUUUAUUUAAUCGCAUCUACUUUAUUGUUUUUCUAAUUUAUGGAAGUUUCCGUGUCAACUCGCAUCGUGGCAUGUUGACAAUACCACUUGUUCACUUUGACAAAAUUAAUCAAUCACAUCAUGGGAAACGGGCAGUGGCUCUAACUAAAAACUAUAGAGCUUGGCACUAAAGCCAGCAAAAGAUGGUUAAAAGAUUCAAAUAGAUUUGAUGGUUAGUUCCUUGUCAUCAAUUUGGUCAGUGUCGAGUAAGUGACCUCGCAGUAUAAGUUGUCGCGCUGAAAAACUUACUUUCAUUAUUGUACGUUAGAAGUGAGUCGCCUGUGGUAAAUGUCGUAUCCAUUAACUCCUAUAAAAUGCAAACCCACGUGAUGAGUUCUUGGAAGAAGAUUUUGCGAUACCAAUAAACGAAGUUAUAUACUGCUGAUGAUCCAGAUAAUUUUUUUCAAGUUGAGAAGGUUAUUUGUGCAUCUCACGUCUUGUCAACUUGAAGCCAAUCUCAAGUAGCAAUAAAUUUUGCAGCGUGUGCGUCUGUUAAAUGAAAGAUUGCUCUCAUUGGAAAGGUGACGAGAUAAAAACUUAGAGUUUCACAGAUAAAUUAGGAUGGUUGUAAAUGACAGAUUAAUUAUGUUGCACAAAACUUUUUUGGUAUAUACAAAUCACUUGAAUAUAUUUUAUAUUAGGGCUGAACAGAUUUAAUUGUGGUAGAGUAGUUAUUUUUGUAAGGCUUCCUGCGUGUCUUAACGCUGGCUGUCGACUGGGAUCUGAUGGGUGUACAUAAAGAUACUGGCCUACACGU
Pocillopora damicornis (cauliflower coral) is the source of this 8158-nucleotide messenger RNA. Its product is annotated as unconventional myosin-XVIIIa. Gene Ontology annotation, molecular function: ATP binding; actin filament binding; cytoskeletal motor activity. The record is from RefSeq and is a predicted model, not a curated record. Gene Ontology annotation, biological process: actomyosin structure organization. Gene Ontology annotation, cellular component: cytoplasm; myosin filament; myosin II complex. Lineage: Eukaryota; Metazoa; Cnidaria; Anthozoa; Scleractinia; Pocilloporidae.